Molecule: messenger RNA, 1266 nt
Organism: Nakaseomyces glabratus
Lineage: Eukaryota; Fungi; Ascomycota; Saccharomycetes; Saccharomycetales; Saccharomycetaceae
Gene: TRM82
Product: Trm82p
Biological process (GO): RNA (guanine-N7)-methylation; tRNA modification
Cellular component (GO): nucleus; tRNA methyltransferase complex; cytosol
Molecular function (GO): protein binding
Source: RefSeq, a predicted model, not a curated record
AUGUUUGUGCAUCCAUUGAACGUUGCGAUCAGUGAUUCGCAGAACAAGUACCAGUAUGUGGUUUGCAAGCACACUAUCAGCGUGUUUGCUGGUGAGAAGCUGGUGGGCUACUGGGUAGACACGGAUCAGCGGGACUCGCACAAUUCCUACAAGAAGUUGAAGAGCAAUGCCGGUGAUGCGAAGCCGAAGGGCAGCCAAGGUAUUGGUGCUCCAGCGGUGUACUCGUACAUCAGGAACUUAAGGCUGACCUCUGAUGAAGGGAAGCUUAUUGCAUGCGUGGACUCUGAUAAGUCGGUUGUGAUAUUUAAGAUCGAUACCUCAGCUGAAGAUCCGGAGAAGUUCCUGCAAGUGAUGAAGAGACAGCAGUUUCCAAAGAGACCCAAUGCGCUGGCAUUGGCCGAUGAAGACACUACUAUCAUAGUCGCAGACAAGUUUGGUGACGUUUAUAAGCUAAAAAUCGACGAGGAGCCAAUACGAAAGAUCGAUGACCAGAGCGAGCCUAUCCUGGGUCACGUCUCAAUGCUGACGGAUGUGGCAGUUGCAAAGGAUGCUAACAACAAGAGCUAUAUUAUCACUACUGACAGAGACGAGCAUAUCAAGAUUUCGCAUUAUCCACAGACUUUUAUUGUCGACAAAUGGCUGUUCGGCCACAAGGAGUUCGUCUCGUCGGUGGACCUUCCAAAAUGGCAAACGAAGUUCUUAUUUAGUGCUGGUGGUGACAAGGAGAUAUUUGCAUGGAACUGGCAAUCAGGUGAGUUGCUGUCACAGUACUCCUUUGAGGACGCGGUGAAGCCUUUCAUCAAUGAUCAGCAUUUGGCUCCAGCAAGAUUUCAGAAUGAAGAGAACAAUGUCAUCGAGUAUGCCGUUGCUUCCAUCAAGUCAUGCGGUCAACAGCCAUAUGUUGCCUUCUUUGUAGAAGCCACACCUGUGCUGUUUAUCUUACACUGUAAUACCGAAACUGGUGAGUUGUCCCUAGCACAACAAGUGGAAUUCAAGCAUAACGUUGUAUCUAUUUCGAGCAAUGGUAAGAGUGAAUACCUUGUUACUUUUGAUAACAGGGAUGAAAAUGCAGAACAAUUAAUUGCGUUCCUAACGUAUUCUGGUGACUCCAAUAAACCAUUUUCUGUGGACGAGAACUUGAAUAAACUAAACUCGUCAUGGAUAAGCACAUUCAAGCAAAAGGAUGAACUACUUGCAGACGCAGACUCGGUUUAUCCUUUAUAUAACAUCGCAUCCUUGAAGAAGCAUGGUGAACAUUUCUCAUGA